CCAAACAGCGCCUAAAAGAAUAAUAACUUGUGGAAAGACAUCAGCGUGUCCACCGACCAUCAUCCAGAGCCUGAUGAUGUGCCGAGUAUCACAUUCCUUCUGCUAUUAUUAUUCGUUUUUGGUUGUGUUAGUAGAAACACGAGUCUUUCCUCUUCUAACACACACAGAAAAUUGGAGAAGAGAGAAAAAGCGAUCUUUCUCACAGAACCACACUUCUUCGGUUCUUCCGUUCUUUGUUACGCCCAGGGUAAUUAAUAGCUGACGGUUUGUUCACAGAUGGGGAAGGGUUCCAGGAGCUACGCACCUGGCAGGUCAUCAUCGUAUCAGAUCUUCAAGGACAGGGCUAAGAACAGGGUUGAUGAUCUGCAAGGGAUGCUCACCGAUCUUCAGUCUCUCAGGAAGGAGAGCCGAACUAUUGAGGUGGCGGUUCUUGAGGAGCAGCUUAAUCAGAUGCUCCGUGAAUGGAAGUCAGAGCUGAACGAGCUUUCCUCAUCUUCCUCCUUGCAGGGGGGGAGUCUGGCGUUUAACACAUCAGACCUUUGUAGGCUGGUGCAACUUGGUGAGGAGGAAGAUGAUGCCACCAGUACAUUAGAUGCACCCAAGCAUGAACCUGGUGCACAAAAAGUUUAUGCUGCCUGUUAUCCAGAGGGUCUCAACGAGACGCCAGUGCUUCAGGGACAACAUUUCCAGCUGGUUGAUCGAUGCAAGAGCAAUAACAUUGGUGCUGACAGCGUAAGGAUCAACAAUAUGGGCAUUCCAGCACAGUUUGACUAUCAAUCAUAUGAAUUUCAUCAAGAGUAUGGGCAGCACUACUUCCGUGGGUUCGAUGCUGGGACUCAUUGCCUGGAGGAAGACCUGCCUGUGGUUCAUAUUAGCCCCCCACCUUCUGCCUUUUUAGGGCCAAAGUGUGCACUUUGGGACUGCCCAAGACCUGCAAUGGGGUCCGACUGGUGUCAGAAAUCUCAUGACUAUUGCAGCGAUUAUCACCGUUCCCUUGCUCCAAAUGAAGGUUACCAUGGGCAUCCCCCAAUUUUAAGACCGAUGGGCAUUGGCUUGAAGGACAACUUGCUCUUUCAAGCUCUUAGUGCUAAAGCACAGGGUAAGGAUGUCGGCAUUCCAGAAUGUGAGGGCGCAGCAACUGCGAAAUCGCCGUGGAAUGCACCUGAGCUAUUUGAUCUUAAAGUGAUCGAAGGUGAAACAAUAAGGGAGUGGCUUUUCUUUGACAUGCCCCGUAGAGCAUUCGAGAGUGGGAAUAGAAAGCAAAGGUCAUUGCCUGAUUACAACGGUCGGGGGUGGCAUGAAUCAAGGAAGCAGGUCAUGAAUGAGUUUGGGGGACUGAAGAGAUCUUAUUAUAUGGACCCACAGCCUAUGAAAAACCUUGAGUGGCACCUUUAUGAAUAUGAAAUCAACAAGUGUGACGCUUGUGCUUUGUACCGAUUGGAGCUCAAACUGGUUGUGGAUGGAAAGAGGAUUCCAAAGGGAAAAGUAAGUACAGCGUCGGUUGUUGAUCUGCAAAAGAAAAUGGUGAGACUCACAGCAGAAUUUCCUCUGGAUAACAAAUGCCCCCUUGUGAAAGGUAGGACGAAAAAUGGCAACUUGAUUCCCAUUUCAGACCAAUUGAUUCCGGUUCCUGAAGGGUUGUUUGUGUACCCUUCUACGGCGCCAUAUGACUAUCUUAUUGACAAUGUGAGCAGUUACUAUUAAAGUAUUAAUCUAACAUAAAUUUGAAGACCAUUGUGAGUUUCUCGUCGGCUUGACAGUCGUAUUUUUCUGCCCGGCUUCACAGCAGACGAGGUUUAUCAAGUUGUCUCCGCAUCAGUGUCACUGAUAAGACCUUGGUCUAUUUAUGUUUCAUGAUGGUUAUGUAUUUAAUAAUGUAUUUUGUUUUGUCGGUGAAGCUUGGUUCCAGCUCCGUGCCAUAAAAUGGCCAUAAAAUGUACAGAUACAUGAACAAUAUUUCUGGAGCUCCCUCUGAUGCCCUUCUCAAUGUAGUUGCGAUUUAAUAAUAUCUUUCCAUAUGUUCUUUCAAGCAUUUUC
This is a messenger RNA of Cuscuta epithymum, 2037 nucleotides long. The record is from the annotation of a GenBank genome assembly. Lineage: Eukaryota; Viridiplantae; Streptophyta; Magnoliopsida; Solanales; Convolvulaceae.